Molecule: messenger RNA, 852 nt
Organism: Aaosphaeria arxii CBS 175.79
Lineage: Eukaryota; Fungi; Ascomycota; Dothideomycetes; Pleosporales
Product: casein kinase II subunit beta
Exons: 3
Coding region: 1-852 (283 amino acids)
Cellular component (GO): protein kinase CK2 complex; cytoplasm
Molecular function (GO): protein kinase regulator activity
Source: RefSeq, a predicted model, not a curated record
AUGGACGACUUUGCGAGCGAAACAGACAGCGAUUACACGAGCUACUGGCGGGACUGGUUCAUAUCCUCCCGCGGCAAUGAAUACUUUUGCGAGAUCGACGAAGAGUACCUCACCGACCGGUUCAAUCUUACGGGCCUAAACACCGAAGUUACAUACUACCAAUAUGCGCUGGACCUUGUGACGGACGUAUUUGACUUCGACUGCGAUGAUGAGAUGCGGGAUCAGAUCGAGAAGUCAGCACGGCACCUGUACGGACUGGUGCAUGCCCGCUAUAUCGUGACGACAAGAGGUCUUGCAAAGAUGCUCGAGAAAUUUAAGAAAUCCGACUUCGGCAAGUGCCCACGUGUUAUGUGCGAAGCGCAACCUCUCCUCCCCAUGGGCCAGUCCGACGUGGCCAAUGCGAGCGCCGUGAAGCUCUACUGCGCCCGCUGCGAAGACCUCUACAACCCCAAAUCCUCGCGACACUUUGCCAUCGAUGGUGCCUACUUCGGUACCUCAUUCCAUAACAUCCUCUUCCAGGUCUACCCGGCGAUGCUGCCCCCAAAGAGCCAACGGCGGUACGAACCCAGGGUGUUUGGAUUUAAGAUGCAUGCCAGUGCUGCGCUGAGCAGGUGGCAAGCCGAGCAAAGAGAAAGUAUGAAGGAUCGGUUGAAGGCAGCAAGGAUCGAAACGGGGUUCGAGGAUGAAGAUGAGGAGGCAGAGGGAGACAGUGAGGAAGAGGAGGACGAAGAGAUUUCCGAGGAGCUUCACGCACAGAUGGUAGGAACCGUUGCCGCGGCAGUCGUGCAACGACAUCUCCAACAGCAGCAUCAGGAUGCCCUCGGCCAACAACGCCUCGGUGGGCAGCAAUAG